AAUACCGUAUAAAUCCGAGGGCCAUCAUGUAAAUACAAUUGAAGUUGAUGUGUGAAGGGGAAGCCACCAAAUGAGCCAGGUCUCUCUCUCUCUCUCUCUCUCUCUCUCUCUAGGUUCGCACAGCGCAGCUUCCAAGGCGAGUCUGUCACGAGCGUCUUCGUCUCCGGCGAGCGAAUAACUUCCCGAUUUUUGUUUUCCGGCAAAAUUUAUCGAUUCGACUCUAUAUAGCUUGAAGGAGGUGAUUGUUUUCGCUCUUGGUUUUGUUUGGGUUUGGCUGCAGCUGAUUUUCUUAGGGAUUCGUCCUCAAAUGUCAGAAGCUUCUCGGCGGAGUAGGGUCACUAUUACUCUAGGCCGUAGUGGCCAGGUGGUGAGUCGAGAUGGAACUGAUAUAGAUGAGCUGCCCAGAGUUGGGACCAAGCGCUCUGUCAAAGAAAGACUAGGGAAUCAGUUUGAUAGUUCUUCUUACGGAAGUGAUGCGGUCAGUAAAAGGCAAAGAGGGGAAGCAAGUUUCAGUGGAAAUGAUUUGCAGAUCAGUCAACAUGAUCUACGUUUCAAACUGUUGCAAAAAAAUGCACAGAGGCGAACUCAGAGCGAGGAAGGCAGCACUAUCGAUCUUCGUGAAAUGCUGCUCUCCAAGUCCAAGAGUGAGCAGCUUCCUCGUAGCCUUGAUGCUCGACCUCGUAUGGCUGACCCGAGGGAUGACCCGUUGCCUCAAUCAAGAACUGCUCGUGGUCCCUCUCAGAUGCUUUCAUCAAGCAGUGCGUAUUCUCCAUGGGCCCGGGAUGAUAUACGACGGAGAUCUCCAGAGAGGCUUAUGAGUGCUUCCAGGGGCCGAUCGCCACCAAGAAAUGGUGGAAGUAUCAGUGGCACUCGAAGAUCUCUUUCACCGCCGAGGAGCACCAGAAGCUUCAUUGGUGGUUCUAGGGGUUCAUCACCGCCAAGAAGUUCUGGAAGAAUGAUUAGCCAUCCAAGGAAUGUAUCGCCGCCACCAAGAAGUGGUGGAAGGAUGAUUGGCCAUCAUAGGGAUCUAUCACCGCCGAGAAGUGCUGGAAGAAUAUUUAGCCAUCCAAGGGAUAUGUCGCCGCCAAGAAACGCUGGAAGUAUCAGUGGCACUCCAAGGGCUCUUUCACCAUCCAGGAACACCAGAAGCUUCACUGGUGGUUCCAGGGGUCUAUCACCGCCGAGAAAUGAUGGAAGAAUGUUUGGCCAUCCAAGGGAUCUAUCACCUCCUCCAAGAACGACUGGAAGGAUGAUUAGCAGCACUCCAAGGGAUAUAUCACCGCCAAGGAACCCCAGAAGCUUCAGUAGUGGCUCUAGAGCUCUGUCCCCAACUAGAAACAUGGGAAGCAGCUACAUGGGUUCUUCUCGGGGGUUUUCUCCUUCGAGGAAUCCUGGAAGCAGCUACGUGGGUUCUUCCAGGGGUUCUCCUCCACCAAGGAGCAUUGAUGAUUUCCAUGGACGAAGCAGGAUGGUUGAUGAUGUUAGACCAUCACCGUAUGCAGUUAGAGGUGUAGUAAAUAAUCAAGCACCAGGAAGUGGCAUUACUCUUUCUAGGACAAUGUUGCCUCCACCGGUUCCAAACCCUCAUCCAUUACCUCCUUUGAGUCAGCUUCCUCCACUUGAAAGUAUGAUGCAGAACAGUCCCUUCCCUAUGGAAGAGCCUCUAACAGUAGAGAGCUUUCUAAAUUCACUUGGACUUGGAAAAUACUUCCUUGCCUUUAAGAGAGAGGAAGUGGACAUGACGACGAUAAAGCAGAUGAAAGAAAGUGAUCUAAAAGAUCUCAUCAUACCAAUGGGUCCAAGGAAGAAGAUUCUACAGGCCAUAGCGUGUCUUCCAAAACGGUAGCAGCUGUGAGAAACGGGUUUGGUGGUCUCUGCCUGAUUCUCACUCUUGUGGUCAUAAUUGGCCCUAUUGCGGAUUGAAACUAAGAAACUCUUCUGUCUGGAUGAUUGUAGUCAGAAUGUUAUUCUCUGGAUCCUCUCUGAUGCAAUUGUCUCUUUUUAUUCUAGACAAAGUUGUCAACCGAACCAGCGUACAGUCGGGUCAGGGUCGUGUCUUAUUUUGAAACGUGACUGGCAUUUUGGUGAAUUGUAAACCUUUCUGGAAUAGCGUAUUUAAAUCCUAGUGUUAACCCGCCCCAUUCAGUUC
Messenger RNA from Brassica rapa (field mustard), 2149 nucleotides. Its product is annotated as serine/arginine repetitive matrix protein 1. The record is from RefSeq and is a predicted model, not a curated record. NCBI's taxonomy places the organism in Eukaryota, Viridiplantae, Streptophyta, Magnoliopsida, Brassicales, Brassicaceae. Gene Ontology annotation, molecular function: protein binding.